Molecule: messenger RNA, 3460 nt
Organism: Conger conger (European conger)
Lineage: Eukaryota; Metazoa; Chordata; Actinopteri; Anguilliformes; Congridae
Gene: mettl13
Product: methyltransferase 13, eEF1A lysine and N-terminal methyltransferase
Exons: 8
Coding region: 384-2486 (700 amino acids)
Molecular function (GO): S-adenosylmethionine-dependent methyltransferase activity
Source: RefSeq, a predicted model, not a curated record
CAAAUAUUGUCCGAGUGGAAUCGUCAAAAUUAGACAUGUGGAAGAAGAACUUUAAAACUUGCGUGUUUUCUCUGCAUUCAGCGCCUCGCCGCUAUCUUAUUUAUAAUACCAUUUAACCAUACAGUAGCAUGAUUAUAAAAUCGUUCAUCGCAUGCAACGAAUUCCGUCGUAUAUGAUUGAAAUUGAAAUCUGCCAACUAUUUGGACAAGUAGCAAUCAGUCAAUUGCUAGCUAGUUUGGGAAGUAAAACUAUUGCUUAUCGACAAUACAGUCAUUGAACGAAUGAAAAUGCGUCCUUUAUAUUUUUGUGGUUGAUGUAUUUUUAUAAUCAAAGACGAAGACGGGCAAUAUUAUCUGCUGGAUAUUGAAUCGGCGAAGCUGAAGAUGGACCUGCUGCCACGCACUGCUGAAGAGUUUAGCUCGGCUGAGUACUGGGAGCGCUUUUUCAGGCGUCGUGGGGACAAGGCUUUCGAGUGGUAUGGCGGCUAUAAUCAACUUUGUGGUGUGCUGCAUAAGUACAUAAAACCCCGUGACCAGGUGUUGGUGGUAGGGUGUGGAAACUCUGAGCUGAGCGAACAGCUUUAUGAUGUGGGCUACCGACAGCUCACCAACAUUGACAUCAGCGAGACCGUGGUGACCCAUAUGAACCAGCGCAAUGCAGAGCGCAGGCCCGGCUUGACCUUCUUGCAGGCUGAUGCCACCCAGACCUCCUUUGAGAGUGGCAGUUUCCAGGCUGCGCUAGACAAGGGCACGCUGGAUGCCAUGGCUGCCCAGGAGGAGGGGGCGUUGGCGAGAAGGAUGCUGGGAGAGGUGGCGAGGGUGCUCGCUAUCGGUGGCCGCUAUGUAUGCGUGUCUCUGGCCCAGGAGCACGUGGUGAAGAUGGCAGUGGAGCAUUUCGUCAAGGAGGGCUGGGCAGUCCGACUGCAUUGCCUAGGAAGCCAGGAAGGAGAGGAAAGUGGCUCUGAUUCCUCCUCUUUCGCUCUACCUGUGUUUGUCUUAGUCUGCACCAAGUUCCGUCAGCCACCCCCGUUCCCUGUACUGGAGAUGUGUCAGGGCGAGGAUGGGCCUCCCAGGAGGGUAGCCACUGUGCUGGAGCUGCUGUCUGCAGUGAAAGAGUGUCAGACUUAUGCCGUACUGCGGCAGAGGCUCCAGGCUGGAACUGAUGCCACCCAAAGCUGCUCUCUCACCCUGUGCCAGGCCACCACAGGCCUUCCCCGCUACACUCUCACUGUGCAGGAUAGCCCGCCCGCUGCCAAGCUGCCCCGUAACAACCAUUUUGCCAUCUUCAUUGUGCCUCAGGGGCGGGAGACUGACUGGCAGUUUGGCUCUGCUGAGGGACGCGGCCAGCUCGCUUCCAGUGCUGGCUUCAGACGGUUAGUUGUUGUGGCUAUGCACCGGGAUCAAACGUACCAGGAUAUGCAGGCGGUUCAAUCAGAGCUCUCCCCAAUGGUGAUGGAUCUUGCCCCACCUGGAAUGCCGGCCAAUCAGCAGGUGCCCUUCCUCUCGGUGGGUGGGCAGCUGGGCUGGAGGGAGGUGGUCAGCAGGGGCGUGAGCGCACUCAGUGGAGAGUACUCUGUGGAGGACGUGCGUGGGGAGGAUGGUCAGCUGUAUCGCAGGCUGGUGUUCAUGGACAAUGCUGGGCUGGUGCAGUCUGAGAGUCUUCUCCGUACACAGGCCGCCGCCUCUUCGUCUCGUAAGAAAAACAAAAAAAAGAAGUCAAACCCAGCCCCUCCUCCUGUCCCUGGUGGCCCCACCACCCCCAGUGUGGACCGUGGCUUCCUGUGCUGUGCUCACCAUGAAGUCAUGGUGGCCGGGCUGUCCCUGCUUGGGAUUGGCACUGCGGAGAAAAAAGGUCUCCCUGUAUCUGUACUGCUGGUGGGCCUGGGUGGAGGGGGACUGCCGCAGUUCGUGCGAGACUUUGUCCCUGACGCAUCCGUUGAGGUGGUUGAACUGGACCCUGCAAUUUUAGAGGUGGCCCAGAAUUGGUUUGGGUUCCAAACUGAUGACAGAUUAAAGGUGACUUUGGGCGAUGGACUCGAGCAUAUCAACAAGCUGGAAAGUCAAGGUGGACAUUUCUAUGAUGUCAUUAUGUUUGAUGUGGAUAGCAAAGAUGCUACUGUGGGUAUGAGUUGCCCUCCACCUGCAUUUGUGGAAACGGCUUUCCUGGAGAAAGUACGCAAUCUGCUCACUCCCCGAGGUGUAUUCAUAUUGAACCUGGUGUGCCGUAACUCCGCUCUGAGGGAGAGUGUGGUGGCACGUGUCCGAGACGUGUUUCCUCAUGUGCUGUCACGAGGGAUCGAGGGAGAAAUCAACGAGGUGCUUCUCUGCGUGAGGGAAGCCAGUGCGCAGGGAGAGCACUGCCCCUUCAGCCCCCCAGCCCUGAACAAGGCAGCUCAGAGCCUGCAGAGGGCGCUGCUGGGACACAGUGCACCCUGCAACCCACAGAUUGAUAUCUCUGCUCUGCUAAAAGACCUAAAAAUUGCAUGAGGCAAACACAGGUGGAAAUUAGAUGUGACCUUGUGAGGCAGGAAAUUCCCUAAAGGGAUACUUCUUUCUGGCAUUUAAAAAAUAUAUAUUAUUUCAGUUUUAGUUCAAGUUAUCAAUUUGCACAGGUCGGUAGGAAAAGAUAUUAAGAUACUUAGAAAUGUUUUGGAUGACCUGCCAGCUUUACAAUGGGUGUGAGGGCAUUUGUGGAUUCAUGCUUUUAAUGCCAGGAAAUCCAAUUUAAGUAAAUACAGAUCAGCAUGUACAGCGACAUUAUGCCUCCAGAGGUUGUAUGUGUAUAUACAGUUAGUGAGCAAUUUGUUAACACAAAUAACCACACAUUACAACAGUGGUAUGCAGAAGAGCACCUCUGAACACACAACACAUCAAACCUCAAAGUGGUUAGGUUGCAGCAACAGAAGACCAAUAAGUCAAAAACAUAAGUAUAAUAAAUACCUAAUAAAGUGCUCACUGAGUGUAUUUCCUAAUUAUUAUUCAAAAAAGUAUUAUUCAUAUUUUGUUUUAGGUUGGAACCAUUUCUUGUUGCACAUGCAAACAGAUGCAAUCAAGAAAAACUUGAUAUAAAAAUUGAUAUUUAUGUUUAAAAUUGUAAAUAAAUGCUUGAAAAAUAUUGUGGUGUUUUGUGGUUAUUUUUUCGUAAGCCAUAAAAUCAUGAAUUCCCCAAUACCGGAAGUUGUAAUGCUGGCAAGCCAUCUGAAAAUUCUUUAAAUAUCUAAAAUAUCUCUCAUUGAACACCGGACCUAUUUGGGUCAAUCAAAACCAUACACAAAAGCUGAAAUAAUUUUUAAAUUCUCCAGAAAUAUUUCUUUAAGCUCAAUGUGGCUAGAGACAGUAGGGUAAAGUUGAUACCCCCACAUAACUUUAAUGAUUGGAUUGGAAAAGGAAAGAACAAAACUCCCCACGAAAAAUCUGAUGUAUACAGCUGGUCGCGCCAAAUUAAAGUGUUUUACCUUGUG